This is a messenger RNA of Etheostoma spectabile (orangethroat darter), 1371 nucleotides long. Its product is annotated as signal transducing adapter molecule 2. Gene Ontology annotation, biological process: signal transduction. The record is from RefSeq and is a predicted model, not a curated record. The transcript is spliced from 12 exons. Gene Ontology annotation, cellular component: endocytic vesicle. Gene Ontology annotation, molecular function: ubiquitin binding; phosphatidylinositol binding. Lineage: Eukaryota; Metazoa; Chordata; Actinopteri; Perciformes; Percidae. The annotation marks the transcript as partial.
GCAUUAUUCAAGGCAGCCAAGUGUCCGGAAGAGCAACUGGUGCGGGUUUAAUGGACAAGGAAGAGAUAUUUGUUUAGGUUUAGUCUGAAGAUCACGCAUACUCUUCUUUUGUCAAAUAGUCUGGCUCUUUUUAUAUCGUCAGUAUGCCUUUGUUUGCCCAAAAUCCAUUUGACCAAGAUGUCGAGAAGUCAACCAAUGAAAACAACACAACAGAUGACUGGGGGCUCAUUAUGGACAUCUGUGAUAAGAUUGGAACAACACCCAAUGGACCAAAGGACAGCUUGAGAUCCAUUAUGAAGAGAGUCAACCACAAAGUGCCUCAUGUUGCCAUGCAGGCCCUCAAUUUGCUGGGUGCAUGUGUGUCAAACUGCGGCAAAAUAUUCCACUUGGAAAUCUGCUCAAGGGAGUUUGCCAGUGAAGUUCGGAGUGUGCUGGGCAGGGCCCACCCUAAGGUGUGUGAAAAGCUAAAGGCUCUAAUGGUGGAGUGGGCAGAAGACUUCCAGAAGGAUCCACAACUGAGCCUGGUCAGUGCCACCAUCAAGACUCUGAAAGAGGAAGGCAUCACCUUCCCCUCCACAUCCUCACAGGGGUCCACCACUAAGGUCAGCACACCUGCUGUGAGCAAAGUAUCGGAUGAUGACAACCUUGCCAAAGCCAUUGAGCUGUCCUUGCAGGAGCAGAAGCAGCAGGUGGAGACACGGCCCCUGGCCUUGACUUCUGACCCCCCAAACUACACCAACGGUAGUGGGGGGGAGGAGGCCCGGAAGGUGCGGGCGCUGUACGACUUUGAAGCGGCUGAAGAUAAUGAGCUGACCUUCAAAGCUGGGGAACUUAUUCUGGUUUUGGAUGACAGUGAUCCCAACUGGUGGAAAGGAGAGAACCACAGAGGAGUGGGACUUUUUCCUUCCAACUUUGUCACAAAUAAUUUGAAUGCUGAGCCAGAGACAGUGGCUUUUGUUGAAAGGCCAACCAGUCCUGAAGAGACAAGCCUGGAAACCAAAGUUGAGCCUGAGCCCGUCUUCAUUGACGAGGGCAAGAUGGACAGAACACAGGCGCUGCUGCAGAAUGCAGAUCCUGCAGAUCCGGCUCCUGACUCUGCAGAGCUGAUCCAGCUGGAGGGUGCAUGUGAACAGAUGAACCCGAUGAUUGAUGAGAAGCUACAGGAGAUUGACAGGAAACACUCAGAGUUGUCGGAGCUAAAUUUGAAAGUUAUGGAGGCCCUGGAGCUUUACAACAAGCUAAUGAACGAGGCUCCAAUCUACUCGGCCUACUCCAAGAUGCAGACACAGUAUGCUCCAGCCGGCUCAGCUGUAGCCAUGCAGGUCAGAAAAAUGCACUCAAGUUGUCCUCUGUGCUGCCCAAAGUCUCACU